AUGAUUGCAGGAGGAGUGAGCUACUUGCCCGGAGCGAUACCAGCACUGUUUUCAUUCCGAAUGAAGCUGCGAAACCAUGAAGUGUUGCUGCAGCAGAUGGCAGAGUUUGAUGUCACAGCUGCUGCUUGUACUGAUCCCGCUGAUCGAGAUGCGGUUGAGCACCACGUACGGGAACUCUUUCGUGACAGUAAUAGCCCUUUGGCAGCUGACACGCAGAGGGGUACUUUGGAUGAUGCAGAGGCGCUUCCCGGGCAGGACCUUCAUGGCGAUCCCUUGGACCGCUUCAACGCCUAUGUCAGAGCAACCCUGCGGGAAUCCAUGAUGGCGCAGAUUGGCGAUGAGCUCUACCUGCCUUGGCGCCUCUGUCUUACGGCCUCCCUUCCAAUGACUUUGUACUCAACCGUCAGUGUGUUGGGUUGUGACAACGAACCCUGUGCCGAAUCCGCCCAGAUGCAAGGCUAUCGGUCUACAGCUCAGUACAUGUUCACCCAAGGGUGUUUCUGGCUCCUUACAUUGCUCAUUUCGUAUCCGGUGGUCUUUCCAAUCCUGCUUCGGAUGCUCAAACGCGUUCUGACUUAUGGUGACGGUCCGGUCCAGCUUUUGCUUGGAAUUCUGUGCUGCUGCCUGGCCUACGGACACUGUACCAUGUGCAUCAGCUGGGUAGUGGCCUCACUUACGUGUUUCAUGCAGAGCUACUCUCCAACGCUUCUCCUGAUUUUCCUAUUGGUUCUGGUCGUCCAGGUAGUGCAAGUCACCUGGCUUUUUUCCCCAAAUGCACGCGGUACCCAAAAGCAGCCAUCGGGACGUUCCGUUUUGCGUCAAGUUCAGUAUGACGUUGUGCAAGAGGGUGGCAGCUCUGGUCUGGAGAGCUCUAGCAGCUCUGGUCUGGAAAGUUGUGGACUCUUGGAUUGCUCCUAA
Symbiodinium pilosum is the source of this 918-nucleotide messenger RNA. NCBI's taxonomy places the organism in Eukaryota, Dinophyceae, Suessiales, Symbiodiniaceae. The record is from the annotation of a GenBank genome assembly.